UGGAUUUGGACUCCUCGUUUCUUGAGGAAGACCUUUUUUUACGGCAUAGCAACAUCUGACAAGGAGUUAGAAAGUGAAUAUUUAAGUAUCCAUCGUUCAAUCAUAUCUGGCUGAACCCACAUGUUGUUCGAUUCGAGUGAAUAUUUUUUCUAUCGCUAUAAUUUGGUGAGCGUACAACUAUUUGUAUUUUCGUGAAAUAGAGAAAAUAAAACUAGACUGAUGAACUAGUAGUAGUUGAUAUUCUGAAAAGUCUCUCUAAUCUGAGAGCCAAAGGGGAACAUAUUUGAGCAAAUUAGUGGUUCCGCCCAUCCGCAUUCGGCUUUUGCGCAGAUUUUUGGAGGUACUAUUGGGUAUUGUGGCAGAAGUUACAGUAUUGUUCCUAUUUUUCGAGGUAUUGUAGAAUAGUUUUCGCAUCCUGAUAGUCGUUAUAUUGUUGAAGUCCACCUGCUUUCAUUUAAGAAUUCAUAACCGCAUCCACCUGAUAGUAUGUUUGGGGAAUUCAUAACCGCACCCAGAUCCAGCUGAUAGUGAGUAAGUAGAACUUGUUCGAGGUACUAUUGUAGAAGUUGUAUUCGCAUCCACCUGAUACUAGUAGAAGUACGCAUGUACUAGCAGAAGUGCAGGAGCAGCACCACAGGGAGGACAAGCAUUUAGUAGGUAAAAUUUUUUAACGGAGUGCUUCAUCGUAUGAUACGACAAGAAGUCAAGGGUAUUUCAUAUUUUUGUAAUGCUAGUACUAGUAGAAGUAGAGUGUUAGUAGUUCAGCAGGAGCAGCACCACAGGGAGGAUCCAAUCUACUACUAGGUGCCCAGAAGAACGCUGAAGCAGCAGGAGCAGCACCACAGGGAGGACCUGAAUCCUCAUCGCAGGAUGCUGCAGCUUCGUUUGCCGAGACACAGUUAUGAAUAA
Molecule: messenger RNA, 909 nt
Organism: Amoebophrya sp. A25
Lineage: Eukaryota; Dinophyceae; Syndiniales; Amoebophryaceae
Source: the annotation of a GenBank genome assembly